Molecule: messenger RNA, 2540 nt
Organism: Doryrhamphus excisus (bluestripe pipefish)
Lineage: Eukaryota; Metazoa; Chordata; Actinopteri; Syngnathiformes; Syngnathidae
Product: BTB/POZ domain-containing protein KCTD16-like
Biological process (GO): protein homooligomerization; regulation of G protein-coupled receptor signaling pathway
Cellular component (GO): presynaptic membrane; postsynaptic membrane; signaling receptor complex
Molecular function (GO): protein binding
Source: RefSeq, a predicted model, not a curated record
UAAACGUCUGCUGGCCGCACUCAGCACUUUGGAGGGAUGUGGGUGCGCGCCGGAGUCCCACUUGCAUCCACUUCUCCGUGCAUCUCCUAUAAUACAACAGGAGCAGCUUCCAUCAUUCAAAAAAAGAGAACAAGCUUGAAUUUUACGCACUGAUUUUUGAACCGUGAGUAAGAAAGUGGAUUUUUUUUCUCUUCUACUUUGUCGUUGGUGAAGACCGGAUUACGUUGCUCUCAUUGCCAUCGCCGUGGAUGCGUGUAACACGAUGAGGUUAUGAUCAUCGAUCGUGUUCACAAAGGAUGCGCCGUGGCCGUGCACAUUUACGCACGGGGUUAAAGGAUUUACACGGGAGAUCCACAUAGUGAUUGCUUUACCGGUAUGUGUUUGCACCCCACGCUUUGAAUGAACUUGCGGGGACGCUGACGCCCAUCGAGGACUCGCAUUGCUAAGCAAGAUUCAAGUGGAGAAAAUGAGCGAAAACUGUAAAACGCAGCCCGCCAAAGAGCCCGGAUCGGUGCAGAGUCCUACAUCCGAUGUUUUGGAGCUGAACGUGGGCGGACAGGUGUACUACACACGGCAUUCCACCUUGACAGCGUUCCCGAAUUCCCUUCUCGGGAAGUUGUUCUCCAACAAGAAGGGCUCCUCGAAUGACCUGUCCCGGGACUUUAGAGGACGUUAUUUCAUCGACAGGGAUGGUUUUUUGUUUCGGUACGUAUUGGAUUACCUAAGGGACAAGCAGGUUGUCCUCCCGGACCACUUCCCCGAGAGGGGGAGGUUGAAACGAGAGGCGGAGUACUUCCUGCUGCCAGAUUUGGCCAAACUUUUAUCAUCCGAGGAGUCCAAACUCAUUCUAGACGACUACAGCGAUUUGGAUGAUGGGUCCAUGGGCAGCGAUCACAGGUUUUAUCCAUCCUACUCUCCGGACAGGAGGUACGGAUACAUCACCGUGGCUCUAAAGGGCCCCACUGGAGGCAAAGAAAGCGACUCCGACUCCAAGGCUAGGAAGUUGCCCAGGAUCUUCAUCAGCAGCAGGAUCGGCUUGGCCAAGGAGGUGUUCGGGGACGCGCUCAACGAGAACAGGGACGCGGACAGACCUCCUGACAGGUACACGUGCAGGUUUUACCUCAAGUUCAAGCACCUGGAGAGAGCCUUUGACAUGCUGUCAGAGAGUGGAUUUCACAUCGUGGCCUGCAACUCCUCCCUGACGUCCUCCUCGUCCACUGGGCAUUACGUGGACGACAGGCUCUGGUCCAAUUAUGCACAGUACAUCUUCUACCGUGGGCCUUCACGGUGGUCUUCCUCACACUGCGACUGCUGCUGCAAAAGCCACAAAAGCGAACGGGAGGGCGAAAGCGGCACUUCCUUCAACGAGCUCUCCACUUCCUGUUCCGAGACCCAAUCGGAGGCCAGCUCCCCGCAGGGGACCGUCAUCCGCGGUCCCGUGAGUCGACGCCCCAACAUCCAGUCCCUGGAUCGACCCAUGCACAAGGCACCCGCUCACAUGCUGCAGCAGGCGGAGAUGCGACGUAAAACUGACAUGCUCCGCGUCAGGACCUUCGGAGUCCGCGAACGUGAGGCCGCCAAGAGGAAAGCUAACAAGGAGAAGAUGACUCCUGAGCAGGAGCUGCAGAAAUGCAUCCAGGACUUCCAUCGUAUUAGGAUUCCCGACCGUUUUCCGGAGAGGAAAUACAUGUGGCAGUCGGAGCUUUUGAGAAAAUAUCGUCUCUAAUUAAGGAACGGUUCACGUCACUAUCGGAUAAUCGAUAAUUUGCACCCACAAGGGCACAUAUUGUACGAAAAUACACAACAAGGUGGACCGGAUUCCGCCAUGUGCAUCCCCACCGCGCACACGCAACCGAUUAUGUCUACGAGGUGAAACGGAUCCCUCCCUGUUGACAUUUUAACGUAUCUCUUGACCUCUCCAGAGAGUCCCAAUGGAAACGGUGCAUCACAAAGCAUCGUUCAGAGCGAUCACUAUUUUUAGCGGGUUUCUGCAGGGUCGUGCACACAGUUAAGUACGAGGCAAUGUGAGUCAUUGAUUUGUAAUGUGUACCACCGUGUAUGAUACGCACACGUGUAGAAAUCAGGUUACUCCUGUUGGGGCUUACGUCAACAACCUCUGUCCACUUUGGAGGCGGGGCUGCAGCAACAACGCGACCUCAGGGGGCGACAUCACGUCAAGCUGUUAUCUUCUUUACGUGGGGCUCGUCCGGUUCUAAGUUGAAGACAUCACUUCAUACUCCACGGAUGACACACAAACUCGUUGUAGGCUUCGACAAUGGCACUGCAUGUCAUUUCACCAUUAUCAUAAUUAUGCAAUAUCACAAAAAAGGGUGUGAUGGGACGGGGAAAGCACUGCCUGGAUCUGAAUUGCCAUUGUGAAACCUUUCAUCUCAUGUCAUUGUGUGUUGGAUUGAUGAUGUUGUGUACGUAGAGUAUGUAAUGCAAGUGGCUGUUGGAUCCUGGAUUGUAAGUGUGCAUACAAGCAAAUAAAAGGCAAAAAAUGGGAAUGGUUUUAUUUCAUUUGAACAUGCAUCAGAUUA